CCGCCUCAACGGUCUCACUCUCCUGCUAUGCCAUCUUGCUAAAGCACCUCCUGGACACCUCAUAUACCGCUCUCCCAACGCUCUCCUAGAUCCUUGCUAUGGCCGAACCGCGGACUAGAGCGGACGUCACGGAAAUCAAGGUCGCUUAUGACUAUUUAUUCAACGCGCACCAUACGGCGACUAAACUGAAGGAUGCCGCGCUCGCGGGGCGGCUGCUACAAGGUGUCGAUGCGGGCGCGGGGGUGGCGGGCAGGAGUAUGGCUUGGAAGCUGUUUCUAGUACCCAAUGAACCCUUGCAAGGCACGGCUGGGGUGGAGGCUGUCCCGCCUUUGAAGCCGGUGCAGGCGGCGCGAGAAGCGUACAAAGCGCUGCUUAUGGAGCGGAUGCGUGCCCCGGAUGGGGGAUACGAGGAAGGCUUCAUGGUACCCGGACUCGGUACGUCUCCUCCAAGGACCGAGAAGUCUUCUGGAAACCUAGACACGAACAAUCCGCUGAGUUUGCACGAUGAGAACCCAUGGAGGGAGUGGUUUUCGGCGAUGGAGCUGCGCAAGACUAUACUCCAAGACGUAGAGAGAACGUUCCCGGAUAUGGCGUACUUUCGAGACGCGGAAGUGCAAGCAGAGCUUACCAACAUCCUCUUCCUCUAUUCGAUCAUGCAUACCGACAUCGGCUACCGACAAGGCAUGCACGAACUCCUCGCCCCGCUCUACUACGCCAUCGACUACGACUCCGUGCCCCCAGAAACCAAGAGCGAUAUCGACCCUGCCCUCAAGGACUUCUGCGCUCAUCAGUGGGUGGCCGCCGACGCAUGGCUUCUAUUCACCGCUGUCAUGAAAGGCGCCGGACGGUGGUACGAGUGGCAAGAAGCGAAGGCACAGCCGGAGCCUUCGCCGCUGCCCUCCCAUGUGCAACUCAAUGUUUCCACAAAUAAUGCGCAGGUCAAGCCCUACAUCGCCCCGAUCGUCGAGGCAUGCAACCGCGUGCAGUCCGUGUUCCUCAAGGGGGUCGAUCCGGAAUUGUGGAAGUCAAUGCAAAGUGCGGGUAUCGAGCCCCAGAUAUACGGCAUUCGAUGGCUUCGCUUGCUCUUCACGCGGGAGUUCAAUAUGCAGGAUGCAAUGGUUCUUUGGGAUGGCUUGUUCGCCGUAGAUCCUUCAUUCGAUCUGGCACUAUGGAUAUGCGUUGCUAUGCUCGUUCGGAUCCGUAACAAACUGAUACCUGCCGACUACAGUACGCAGUUGACAUACCUCCUCCGAUAUCCAGGGGAUGCUGCGGCCGCUGGCGGAAGUUACGAAGAAACCCCCGUCCACCACGCAACUCUUUUACUUCGCCAAGCCCUCACUUUACAGAUGUCCCCAACCCCGACAAUCGGCGUUUCCGUCAUUCACGAGAACAAGAACCUCCUGGGCAUCACAACAGAAGUCCCGCCUCCCGAUCUGCCUCCCGUGCGCCGACGUAGAAGAGUGGAAGAAGGCCGCCAGUCGUUCACGGAUGGUUCCUCUCGGUCGGAGCCUGGAAGUAGCAAGAGCGCGCACAGUCGUGGGCAGUCCAGUCCUAUGGGCCUUCCGGAGACGCUUGCCCGCGGGAUUCUGGAGAGAGGGGAGAGCUUGGGAAUAAAUAAGACGGUUAUGAACGCCGUCUCUGAGCUGAAGCGAAAUCUACCUGACCUGGCGACCGCUUUGGGUCGACUACCGCUCACGCCGCAGCCGGCCAGCAAUUACCCGCUCUCACCCGAACGACCCGCCACAGAGAGACCCCCAUGGGAGCCUCGAAGUCGCUUCGAGAUGGAGAGGGAGAUCACGCAACUGCAGGGUCUACAGAGGAAGCUCGGAGAUACCGUCAGCUGGGUCGUGGACACGCUCUUACUGGACGAGAGUGAUCUUGCAGACGACGCUGCCAAGAAGACGUUGGAAAAGAGGAAGCGUGAGGCUCUGGAGUGCCUCUCGUAUGUCCGAGACGUCCUCAAGGGCACGGUGUCGAAUGUGGAGGAAGACCGUCUGGUCAGUGAGGAAGAGCUGCGGAGGAGGCGAGAGAAGGAGAAGCACGAGAGAGAGGCCGCUGAAGCGUUGAGCAGGCGACAUUCCACCCCACAUGUGCCGCAGCCCGCUGCAUCCAUACCCAUCGAAGCACGGGCGCAGGGAAUGGGAGCUCGUCGCUCGCAGGACUACUUCACACCUCAAGCACCCGGAGCAAGUCCACCCGCACGUCUAGCUGUACCCCUGCCUCCAACUGCAUCCACGGUACGACAUCCUCCAAAGCUCUCUGCCAUCGCCUCCGCACCUCCAGGUGGCGCAGGUCCCGUCUCGCCGUCGGCACAGUCGCCUACAUUCGGUGCACCAUGGAACUACACCAGAUCGACUUUCUCUGGAGGUAUGCCUCCGAUCGCGACCCUACCACGCGUGCCGCCCCGGACUUCGACGGUCCUUCCGCGAGCCGCUCCGUUGCCUCCGUCAUUCAGGGUGCCGCCACCCGCCGCACCCCCGCCUUCGGACAACGUCUCGCGCUCGGAGCCAAAGCCGAGGCCUGCUCCUUAUGACCCGCUGGGUGCUAUACCGUAGACGUUUGCAGUCUUGAAUGUUGUACAAAAGCUCUGUGUACGGUAUCCCGUAGAUGUGCUGUCGGAAUCCGAGGAAAGCU
Trametes versicolor FP-101664 SS1 is the source of this 2634-nucleotide messenger RNA. RefSeq lists its product as uncharacterized. The record is from RefSeq and is a predicted model, not a curated record. Gene Ontology annotation, molecular function: GTPase activator activity. Bases 99 to 2555 code for a protein of 818 amino acids. The transcript has 8 exons. Gene Ontology annotation, biological process: activation of GTPase activity. NCBI's taxonomy places the organism in Eukaryota, Fungi, Basidiomycota, Agaricomycetes, Polyporales, Polyporaceae.